Messenger RNA from Gadus chalcogrammus (walleye pollock), 3460 nucleotides. RefSeq names its product transportin 3 (gene tnpo3). Gene Ontology annotation, cellular component: cytoplasm; nuclear membrane. The record is from RefSeq and is a predicted model, not a curated record. The transcript has 24 exons. Gene Ontology annotation, biological process: protein import into nucleus. Gene Ontology annotation, molecular function: small GTPase binding. Lineage: Eukaryota; Metazoa; Chordata; Actinopteri; Gadiformes; Gadidae. Bases 389 to 3172 code for a protein of 927 amino acids.
UCCUGCGGAAGCUGGUAUGAGCGACUCUGUAGGAACUCGGCAGGCCAGGAAUUAAUAGCAAAGAUUCAUCAACAUUAUUUUUCAAGACUAAUAUAUUUGUUAUUUAAGGGAAUUUAAACAAGGCAAUACCUCAAGGGUUUUUAUAUAUUUUAUUCCUAAAUGUCCAACCCUAUUUACUGUGGGGCGAUUUCUUGCUUGUUUUUUACGGCCCUGGGCAAAUUUCUACACGGAAGAGAUUACAGGUUGCACGCGGGAAACCAGUGCGAGAUGGCGGUCGGCACAAGGGCUGAAUAGACAACUCUCCUACAAAACAAACUAAACGAUACGGUCGUUUGCUCACUUCGCUCUAUUGUUUUAUCUAUUACAUUCGGGGAGAUAGCAUCACGACAUGGAAGGGGGCAAGCCCACCAUUCCGCUUGUUUACCAAGCGGUGCAGGCUCUUUACCACGACCCGGACCCCGCCGGUAAAGAGCGAGCCUCGGUGUGGCUCGGCGAGCUGCAAAGAUCGAUGUACGCCUGGGAAAUCUCAGACCAGCUCCUGCAGCUCAAACAGGACGUGGAGUCGUGCUACUUUGCCGCGCAGACCAUGAAGAUGAAGAUCCAGACGUCGUUCUACGAGCUCCCGGCGGAGACGCACAAUGCCCUCCGCGACUCCCUGCUCUCUCACAUUCAGAGCCUCAAAGAUCUCUCGCCCAUCAUCGUUACUCAGUUGGCACUGGCCAUUGCAGAUCUGGCACUUCAGAUGGCCUCUUGGAAAGGAUGUGUCCACACACUCAUUGAAAAGUACAACGACGACGUCAGCUCCAUGACGUUUCUGAUCGAGAUCCUGACGGUUCUGCCCGAGGAGGUCCACAGUCGCUCGCUCCGCAUCGGGGCCAACCGCCGCACGGAGAUCAUCGAGGACCUGGCCUACUACUCCAGCACCGUGGUCACCCUGCUGACGACGUGUGUGGAGAAGACGGGCAACGACGAGAAGAUGCUGAUCAAGGUGUUCCGGUGCCUCGGCAGCUGGUUCAACCUGGGGGUUCUGGACAGCAACUUCAUGGCCAGCAACCAGCUCCUCAUCGUCCUCUUCCAAGUGCUGCAGAGGGACGAGACGUCCACCAACCUGCACGAGGCGGCCUCCGACUGCGUGUGCUCGGCACUCUACGCCAUCGAGAGCGUGGACACCAACGUGGCGCUGGCCAUGCAGCUGUUCCAGGGCGUGCUGACGCUGGAGACGGCCUACCACAUGGCGGUGGCCCGGGAGGACCUCGACAAAGUGCUGAAUUACUGUCGCAUCUUCACGGAGCUGUGCGAGACCUUCCUGGAGACCACGGUGAGGAGUCCGGGCCAGGGUAUGGGGGACCUCCGCACCCUGGAACUGCUGCUCAUCUGCGCUGGACACCCCCAGUACGAAGUGGUGGAGAUCUCCUUCAACUUCUGGUACCGGCUGGGCGAGCACCUCUACAAGACCAACGAGCCGGCCCUGCACGCCAUCUUCCGCCCCUACAUCCAGAGACUGCUGCACAGCCUCGCCCGCCACUGCCAGCUGGACUCCGACCACGAAGGAAUCCCCGAAGACACGGACGAUUUCGGGGAGUUCCGCAUGAGGGUGUCCGACCUGGUGAAGGACGUCAUCUUCCUCGUCGGCUCCAUGGAGUGCUUCUCCCAGCUAUACUCUACUCUGAAGGACGGGAACCCUCCAUGGGAAGUGACGGAGGCUGUUCUCUUCAUCAUGGCCGCCAUUGCGAAAAGCGUAGACCCUCAGAACAGCCCCACCCUGACGGAGGUGCUGGAGCAGGUGGUGCAGCUGCCGGAGACGGUGCACAUCGCCGUGCGCUACACCAGCAUCGAGCUAGUGGGCGAGAUGAGCGAGGUGGUGGACAGACACCCGCGCUUCCUAGGUGCUGUCCUUGACCCUGUGCUGAACUACCUGAUGAAGGGCCUUCGGGAGAAGCCCCUGGCGUCGGUGGCCGCCAAGGCCAUCCACAACAUCUGCUCGGUGUGCCGCGACCACAUGGCCCAGCACUUCCAGGGCCUGCUGGACAUCGCCCGCGCCCUGGACUCCUUUGCCCUCUCCACGGAGGCCGCCGUCGGCCUGCUCAAAGGCACGGCGCUGGUCCUGGCUCGCCUGCCCCUGGAGAAGAUCGCUGAGUGCCUGAGUGACCUGUGUGCAGUGCAGGUCAUGGCCCUCAAAAAGCUUCUUGCUCAGAAUCCAACCAAUGGGAAAACGGCCGACCCCACUGUCUGGCUGGACAGAUUAGCCGUCAUUUUCCGACACACAAACCCAAUUGUAGAAAAUGGACAAACACAUCCUUGUCAGAAAGUUAUUCAAGAGAUCUGGCCCGUGCUGUCGGAGACGCUGAACACGCACCAGGCAGACAACCGCAUCGUGGAGCGCUGCUGCCGCUGCCUCCGCUUCGCCGUGCGCUGCGUGGGCAAGGGCUCGGCCUCGCUACUGCAGCCCCUGGUCACACAGAUGGUGAGCGUGUACCAGGUGUACCCCCACUCCUGCUUUCUGUACCUCGGGAGCAUCCUAGUAGACGAGUAUGGCAUGGAGGACGGCUGCAGACAGGGCCUGAUGGACAUGCUGCAGGCUCUGUGCAUGCCCACCUUCCAGCUCCUGGAGCAGCCUCUGGGCCUGAGGAACCACCCCGACACGGUGGACGACCUCUUCAGGCUGGCCACCAGGUUCGUGCAGCGCAGCCCCGUCACCCUGCUCAGCAGCGGCAUCAUCGUCCACAUCAUCCAGUGCGCCAUCGCCGCCACCACGCUGGACCACCGGGACGCCAACUGCAGCGUGAUGAAGUUUGUCCGCGACCUCAUCCACACGGGGGUCAGCAACGACCACGAGGAGGACUUUGAGUUGCGGAAGCAGCUGAUCGGCCAGGCCAUGGAGCAGCACGGCCAGCAGCUAGUCACCCAGCUCAUGCACACGUGCUGCUUCUGCCUGCCGGCGUACACGCUGCCGGACGUGGCCGAGGUGCUGUGGGAGAUCAUGGUGUUCAACCGGCCGACGUUCUGCCGCUGGCUGGAGGUGGCACUGAAGGGCCUUCCCAAGGAGACGACGGGCGGGGCCGUGACCGUCACACACAAACAGCUCACAGACUUCCACAAGCAGGUCACCAGUGCGGAGGAGUGCAAGCAGGUGUGCUGGGCCAUCCGAGAGUUCACCAGACUGUUCCGAUAGCCACGCCUCCCGACACUAGCGCCGCCAGGACACCACCAGGUUAAAAUCUUUUGUUUGGACGACAUUCAGAGGUGACGGCAAAAAUUUUAAAACGAACGCUGAGGACAGCAGACGAGAACCUAAAGGGAACUCCGACUGGAAGGUUGGCUGGACUUUGCAAAUCUGGGGCAGGGGGGAAACCGCAAGAACGCAAACUCAUCUACCCGCGUGAUUUGAGCGACGGGGUCAAAAAGAAAAUAUAUAUACACAUAUAUAUAUAUCUCUAUAUAAAGUUUGCGUGGAGCCCAA